Messenger RNA from Miscanthus lutarioriparius, 402 nucleotides. Lineage: Eukaryota; Viridiplantae; Streptophyta; Magnoliopsida; Poales; Poaceae. The record is from the annotation of a GenBank genome assembly.
AUGCAGAAUGUGGAUGACCUGUGCCAAAAUGAAUCAAGAAACUUGAAACAGGGGUUCUCAACUGGAAAAUCAACGAUUUUGCUAAAGGGAAAGGUACUAUGGACUACAAUUUCUCAUGAUGAGGACACUAAGAACAAUACUAUAAAGAGAAGUGUGCUCAGGUCUCAUGAUUUGCCUCAAAUGGAAUCUGAAGGCACUAUGCAGAGAUGUUCGACAAAGAAUGGGUCUGGCCUCUGUAAGCAGAAUAUACCCAAGAAUAAAAAGAAGGGAACGGUGAAGAUGCAUGAGAAACAUAAUGUGAUAGAUGACAUCCCCAUGGACAUUGUUGAACUUCUUGCUAGAAAUCAGCAUGAGAGACGGUUGAUGUCUGACACCAAUGCUUUGGAAAACAAUCAUACUUGA